Molecule: messenger RNA, 1425 nt
Organism: Diplodia corticola
Lineage: Eukaryota; Fungi; Ascomycota; Dothideomycetes; Botryosphaeriales; Botryosphaeriaceae
Exons: 7
Coding region: 1-1425 (474 amino acids)
Source: RefSeq, a predicted model, not a curated record
AUGAGCGACGACUCCUCUUACAACGAAAAGUAUGACCCCGAAAUGCCGGUGAUACGAUGGCGCCAGCGCAUGGAGUUGGCGACCAUCUGUGUCGCCAACGCUAUCUCACUAUGUGUUAUGGUCACUCGCAUCAUCGUGCAACGGAAGAGGUUCAAGCGCUUCCGCAAGGUCGAAUGGCAAACCGCCGUCGCCACCAUCCUCCUCGUUUUUCCACUAUGGACCUCGCAGAUUAUGACGAACCGCUACGGUAGCGGACUGCAUGUGGAGAAUGUGCCGCCUGAGUGGGCGAUCCCCUUCUGGAAUUGGAGUCUUGGGUGGAUGUCUUACUACAUUGUUGUGUCACUCGUCAAGGUCUCCGUGUGUUACAGUCUUCUCGAGAUUUUACCGCACACUUUCCGGACGUUCCGGCGACUCGUUUACGUCCUCUGCGUUGUCAUUAUGAGCUUGGGACUCGCUGAAGCCCUAGUGUGGACGUUCCAGUGCGAACCUUUCAUGAGCAACUUUGAUUACAGUGUCCAACCCACAUGGUGUGCGAAUAUUGACGCUGCGCGCUUCUCGUGGGCCGGCGUCGGAAUCGGCAUCGACUGCAUCCUCACCUGGAUCCCCAUCGCAAUUUUGCAGCGGACAAGAUUACUGAGGCACGAGCGUAUGGUCUUGCGUGCGGUUUUCGCAGCUACUUUGCUGGGCACUGCAGCAACGGCUGCCGGAUGCUACGGUAUCUGGCUCAACCGCGAGGACCAAGCCCUCAGAGACCUUACGUGGACUGAGACCAUUUAUAUCAUGUUCAACUCCAUUGAGAUCACGCUUUAUACUGUCGGUGGCUCAUUGACAGUGUUCUCACGCUACUUCAUCAGCAGAGCAGCAGCGUACUCCUCGGGCGUCCGCACCAAUCACUCUCAUUCGAACAGUUUUUCGAUAUUCUCCAAGGUCUCGAAUCGGAUGCGCAAACUCUCGGUCCAAACCGUGACAGAGUCCCAACUCAACAAGCCAGAUGAACCAGAGCUGUUCAACAUCAAUGCCACCGCCCCACUGCCGCAUUGGGAUAUGGAUGGCUACGAGCUGCAACAACCGUUGCCCCCGCCGCCGAUGACCGCCAUGGCUACGUUGCAUGACCCGGAGGCCAGCAAGUGGCACAGCUGGGAAACAAGCUAUGGUGUGCCUCCGAGUCGUGAAACGGUUGUCGAAGCGCCAUCAAUCGAGCACAUGGGUGUCCUGCCCGAUGUGGACGACACGCCACCGAGAACGAGAGAACCCAGCACGACAAGGCAUCCACAGCCAGCGCCUCAAAACGACACCGCGUGGUACAUCAGCGAGCAGAGCAGCGAUGAGGAGCAACGACCGGCGUCUCCGCAAUUCUUUGCGGGAAUGCACCGCCCAUCAGGUUCAAGGCACGACAGCCCGCAACAACCACGGUAUCCGAGAUGA